Molecule: messenger RNA, 1232 nt
Organism: Elaeis guineensis (African oil palm)
Lineage: Eukaryota; Viridiplantae; Streptophyta; Magnoliopsida; Arecales; Arecaceae
Product: probable xyloglucan endotransglucosylase/hydrolase protein 33
Biological process (GO): cell wall biogenesis; xyloglucan metabolic process
Cellular component (GO): cell wall; apoplast
Molecular function (GO): hydrolase activity, hydrolyzing O-glycosyl compounds; xyloglucan:xyloglucosyl transferase activity
Source: RefSeq, a predicted model, not a curated record
CUUUGGAUCCAACACUCCCCACAACGCCUCUCUUCCCUUGAGCAUAUAUAUUACUAUCAGCUCUCUCUCUCUCUCUCUCUCUCUCUCGCGAGAUGUUCUCCAUUCAUAUCCUUAGUAGGCUCUUCUUUGUGGCGAGCUUGAGUUCUUGUGCGACGGUCACAAGGUCAUUGCAGCACGAUAGCCCAAUCCCACCAAGUGUGCCCCGUCUCACGGAUCGUUUCUCUCACCUCCCAUUUGAUGAAGCGUUCUCGGAAUUCUUCGGUGGUCCGAACGUCCAACGAGUUAGUAAUGGAUCGUACAUCAAUCUCAAACUUGACAACUCCUCAGGGUCUGGUUUCAAGUCCAGAAGCAUGUACUACUACGGAUUCUUCAGCGCUGCAAUCAAGCUACCUGCCGAUUAUUCUGCUGGUGUUGUGGUGGCAUUCUACAUGUCAAAUGCGGACGUGUACCCCCACAACCACGACGAGAUAGACUUCGAACUGUUGGGGCACGAGAAGAGGAAGGAGUGGGUGCUUCAGACCAACAUCUAUGGGAAUGGAAGCGUGGGGACGGGUCGAGAGGAAAAGUUCUACAUGUGGUUCGAUCCAACAGCUGACUUCCACGAGUACAGCAUCCUCUGGAACAGCCAUCAUAUCGUGUUUCUGGUGGACAACAUACCAGUGAGGGAGGUGAAUCGCAGCGUGGCGAUGUCCCGUGCCUAUCCGUCGAAGCCAAUGUCAGUCUAUGCAACAAUUUGGGAUGGAUCGCAGUGGGCAACUCAUGGAGGAAAGAAGCCAGUUAACUAUAAGUUUGCACCCUUUGUUGCAUCACUCAAAGAUUUCGAGAUGGAAGGCUGUGCAUGGAAUCAGACCAAAAUAGCUCCUCCAUGCCCUAACAACAGUCAGAACAGCGGGCUGGGCCUUGAUCCGGUUGGGGGACAAGAAUUCGAAGAGCUGUCAGACCAACAGAAGGUGGGGAUGGCAUGGGCCAGAAAUGGAUUUAUGUUCUACUCUUACUGCAACGAUCAGAAUAGGUUUCCAGUGAUACCACCGGAGUGCAAGGAGGGGAAAUAAGGACUUCGAAGAAAUUAGCAAAGCUAUAAAGAUCAGAUCACUCGAUUGCAAGUGUCAGUGAGAGAACUCAAAGGUGGACGGAAGGAAAUUUGCAUGAUUCUUACACGGAAAUAAAUAGCUAAUUAUGGUCUAUAUUGUUUAAGUACUCGUUUUUUCAAUGGAAUAGUUUAAUUAAGUAUU